CCGCGCGCCCUCUCAGCGUGUGCCAGGGAGACGCGGGCGAGCGAGCGGGCGGCAUCACCCACGCGGCGGCACCAUCCACGCGGCAUCAUCCACGCGGCGACAGCGCACGCGAGGGGCGAUAAGAGACGCAGCAGCAGCGGCGGCGGCGGCGGCGAGAGAAGGACGAGGAGGAGGGGGGACGAGGAGGGAGGAGGAGGAGGGAGGAGGCGGCGGUUGCGAGGGAUCACAGCAGCCGCUGCCGCGAUGUCGCCGCGCUGAUCGCGGGAGAAGAUGGACGCGUCUCUGCGCUGCGAGCCCGGGUUGGCCCGGUGGCCGGCGACGAUGGCGCUGACGCGGAGGCUGGAAACAUCGCCGUGUAAGCGUGCUCCCCCGUCUCCCCGUGUUGUCCCUGCGUCCUCUCCGCGCUCCGCCGCCACUCGCCGCCCGCUCGCGCCCUCCCCGCAGCACGGGCGGCCGCCCUGCCCGGCGCCGUGCGGAGCCGACGCCGCCGCAGCCGGCGCGGAGAAGGACUGCGUCACCGCCGUCGCCUCACGGUCCCCGUCCAAGCUGCUGCGGCACGGCGCGGGAGCCGGCAGGGCCGCCGACGCCGGCUGCACGUGCGGCGUAGCGCCCGGCGCUCCUCAGCCAGGCUCGGCGCCGCACAGAGGCGCGGUGCCGGCUCACCGGCUCCCGCCCGCCGCCGCGGCCGCCACCAAACCCGCGGGUGCCUCGCCCAGAGCCGCCGCCAGCCCCAGCAAGGGCGCCGCCAGCGCCGCGAGAACCGUCGGCAGCCCCUGCAGGAUCUCCGCCGGCGCGGGCAGACCACCGCCAGCGGCGGCAGCAGCAGCAGCAAGCCCAAACAAAACUGCUGCCGCCACUUCCAACAAAUGCACGUCGGCCACCAACAAGUCGCUCUCCAGUCCCAGCAAAAUCCCGGCAGGAUCGCAGAAGCUGGGCUCCGCUAGAGCGGCUGUCCCCGCGGCGCCUCACUCUGCUGUGCCGGCGGCGGCGGCGGCGGCGACGACGUUGUCGCCCACGGCUGGGUCCCAUCGGCACCGGGGAGACGGCAACGCGGACGCCUCAAAGAAUCGCGCGCCAUUCGAAGCAACCAAAACCAGGAGCGGAACCCUGCCGCGAAGUGGAUCGAGACCCGGGAGCAGGAGCGGAAGAGACAAGGUCGGGACCGGGGUCGCGGGCGUCAAAACGGUGUGCGGACUCGGGGUGGAUUCUGGCGCUGGAUCGACGAACAAAACCGGGAACAAUCCCGAGACCAAACCCGGAGUUGUGGUGGUGACCAAGCCUGGGGAUGGGGCGGAGACAAAGCCUGGAGGUGGAGCAGAGACAAAGCCUGGAAUUGGAAUGAUUACGAAAGCGGCGAGUGGUGUGAUGAUGAAGCCUGCGGGUGGAUUAUUAAUAAAACUUGGAAUUGGAUCAAUAACAAAACCAGGAGAUGGAGCGUUGACAAAACCAGGAAGUGGAUUGAUUACGAAAGCAGCAAGUGGAGUGUUGACACGGCCUGCAGGUGUGGUGCUGACAAAGUCCCGAGGUGGAGCCAUAGCAAAACCUGGGGAUGGAGCGCUGACAAAACCCGGAGGUGGAGCGCUGGUAAAAGCGGCAGGUGGAGCGGGAGCCAGAACCGCUGCCCCGGUGUCGCUGUCUCGCAAGCAGGAGAAGGAAGCUGCCAACGCACGAUUGGCCGAGGCGGUCACACGGGCCGAGGGAGCAGCAGCCAAUAGGAGGACGGCAGCGAGCGUCCAAUCGGCAGCAGGGCGGACGUGGAGCGGCGCCACUCCGCUCAGGACCGCGGGGCCCGCGACCCGCCCUCCGACGGGAUGCGCGACGGGAGGAGCCCCCAGAGCGCCGAGGAGGAACUGUAAGGCCGAAGCCCUCGCUGUGGCCAGGGCCCAGGGUACGGUGCACGCAGCGAAACUCCUCCAGGCGAACGGCGACGUGGCGGACGACGCGGACACGGGGGACGGGGAAACGAGGGCAGCGGCGGCGGUGGCGGAGGAAGAUGAGGAGACGGCACAGGGCGCAAGCGCGGAAGGGAAGGCCGAGCACGACUGGAGCGGGCAAUCGAAGGCCGAGCGUGAUGAGAGCGACACGAAGACCAAGCGUGACGAGAGCGAGGAUUCGAAGGCCGAGCGUGAUGAGAGCCACAUGAAGGCCGAGAGCGACGAGAGUCACAUGAAGGCCGAGCGUGAUGAGAGUGGCACGAAGGCUGAUCAUGACGAGAGCGGGGAAAUGAAGGCCGAGUGCAAUGAGAGUCACAUGAAGACCGAGCGCGAUGAGAGCGACACGAAGACCGAGCGUGCUGAGAGUCACAUGAAGACCGAGCGCGAUGAGAGCGACACGAAGGCCGAGAGCAAUGAGAGUCACAGGAAGAUCGAGAGCGACGAGAGUCACAGGAAGACCGAGCGCGAUGAGAGUCACAGGAAGACCGAGCGUGAUGAGAGCGACACGAAGGCCGAGAGCGACGAGAGUCACAGGAAGACCGAGCGUGAUGAGAGUGGCACGAAGGCCGAGUGCAAUGAGAGUCACGUGAAGAUCGAGCGCGAUGAGAGUCACGUGAAGGCCGAGCGUGAUGAGAGUCACGUGAAGACCGAGCGCGAUGAGAGCGACACGAAGGCCGAGUGCAAUGAGAGUCACGUGAAGAUCGAGCGCGAUGAGAGUCACGUGAAGACCGAGCGCGAUGAGAGCGACACGAAGGCCGAGAACGACGAGAGCGGUGACAUGAAGGCCGAGAGCGACGCGCGUGAGCAAAUAAACGCACUGCCUGAUGAGCUUGGGGCACCGAAGGCUGCGCUCGAGUUGAGCGAAGAAACUAAAUCCACAUACAAGAUCGGUGGAGGCAAGAAGGCCGCGCGCGACUCGCAUGAAGGAGAGACGGACGACGUUGAUGCGAGUGGCACGACGGAGGCCACGUGUGACGCGAGCGGCAGAGGGAAGACUUCACGUGACCUGAGCGGCGAACUGAACGCGUCGCGCGACCUCGGCGGUGGAGCGAAGACUCCGUGCGCAGGCCUCGGGCAGGCUUGGGCCACGCGCCGAGCGGGCGAGCGAACAACGGCCGGAUUUGACGCGGGCCAGGACACGAAGCCCCCGGGUGCCGACGCGGGCGACGCGGGCCGUGGGGUCUCCCCGGCCGCGGGCGCCGCCGGCAGGCAGCCGCUCCCCCCGCAUUCCGGCGCAGAAGCAAUUUCUGACGUGAGCGUCUUCCCCGGAGCGAUUCCUGAACUGAACGGGGUAGGAGAAGCGCUCCCCGGCGCAGGAGGGGUGGAGGACGGAUCACCGCUGCCACGGCCGAGCACAACAGACGCCGGCUCCGCCGCGGCGGCGGCGGCGUCUGGGAUGACCGACUUGAGAAUGUCACCGGUGGCAGAGGGCAACGGCGCGAAGGGAGACGACGUUUCGCGCGUGGGAGCUGGUGCCCGCGCCAGGCCCGGUGCGAGCCGCGAACCUGCAGCGGGCCUCGGGGACGUCCGGGCGGUCACCCCGCGUGCCGAUUUGGUGCGGGUCCAGGUUCACUCGCACGCGAACGUCGAUGACGCGUGCGGGGGGACCGGGUCCGACACGGAAAUCAAACCCGCUGUGAGAGCCGACGUUGACAAGAACAGAGCACUCUCCAAGGACGUCCACGGCACGAAGUUCACCACGGGUGCCGGGCCCGGCGUGCGCCUCGCCGAGCUCAGCCUGUGUGAGAUCAACCUGUCGGAGGCGGCCGACGGGGCCUCCUCGCCCAGCCUGGCGGACGGUGGGGGGGCGCUUUCCGACGACAGGUCCUUCCGGGAGACGGUGAGCGUGGGGGUGAUGUCGGAGGCGCACCAGCUGGGAGACGAGCUGUGGGGCUGCGGGGGCACCCUGGGUGAUCUAUCGACUCCCAGCUCCAUGGGCCUGUGGGAGAAGCUCGACUCGAAAACCAGCAGCCCCACCAGCACCCCCGAGGAGCUGAAGGACACGGGCAGCCUGGCCGGUGGCGCCUCCGCGUCCGGCUCUACGCUGGGAAUGAGUCCAGAAUUUGGUCUUAAACUCAAAAUGCUGUUGGAGUCCAGACAUGCGCCCAUAUACGAGCCCCGGGACAAAACCGAACGGACGCUGGCAGAGAGACUCAAGCGAGACACCGGAAAUAAUAAUAACAAUGUUGUUGAAGGCGACGACGACGAUGACGAAAAGGAAGAUGACGAAGACGGCGAUGAUUUUGAUAACGAUUACUACGUCAAUGAUGUGGAGAAGCAUCGGACACGGGUCCUCUGCGGCAUCGAGAACCCCGCGUUCCGGGACUACGCGGCCGAGCCCGACUCGAGAGCGGUGCGCGAGGCCGAGCCGCGGACCGGGAGAGUGAGCGGGGACGCCGGCGUGACGGCUCAACCGGAGCUCGCGCACGUACGGGGAGGCGACCCGCACCCCGACUGCAGCGGCAGCGUCGACCUAACCCCGGGGCGGCCGCGAGAGCCGCCCCUGACGGCCGAGCGGCGGCCCCCGGAGCGGAAGCCGCAGGCCGAGCCAGCGGCCACGAAGCUUGGGCACGGGUGGACGCCGGAUGACUUCGAGGACGACGACUGCGACGACGACGACGGCGGCGGCAGCGACGGCAGCGACGGCAGCGACGCGGACGGCGACGACUUUGAGGUCUCCGCGCUGACGGCGAGACGCGCCGGGGCAGCGCUGUCGGCCGACGCCCCUUCCCACUCGCACUUCUCGUCCGGCAAGCCGCUCUCCCCCAUCCUGGAGCUGGACGCCGAUGACCCCGCUGCCGCCGUCCCGACCGCCGCCGGGGCCUUCGAGGUCACGCGGGACCCCGACGGGCGCGACCUCGCCGACCCCCGGGCCCGUCGCGACGACGGAGGCGGCGCCUCCCCCGAGCCGGCCCUGCCGCCCGCUCCGCCCGCUCCGCCAUCCCGCCUCGCCGCCUCCCCCGGCCGCCGCGUUUCCGUGCCUCCGCCGCGCUCCCUGUCGGGGCUGCGCGAGGGCGCGGCCGCUCCGUCGUGGCCCGCUCCGGGCGAGGGGGGGGUGGCGGGGGAGGGGUCGGUGGCAGGGGGCGCGGCUCCACGUGGGGAGCAGGAGGGGCAGGAGGAGGAAGAGGCGCUGACGCGGAUGAGCGAGGUGCUGCCGCGGGGCCGCGUGCGCCCCGUGCAGGGCGACGCGCUCACGCGCUGGAGCGAGGUGCUGCUCUCCCCGCUGCGCUGCGAGGCCGACGCGUGCGUCACCGCCGUGGCGGCCUUCUCCCCUGACGGACACCACGGGGGGCAGCCGCCCACGGGGGGCCCCGCAGGCGAGUGGACGAUCGUGGAGCUCGAGAGCCACCACUGACGGUGGGGGGAGUGGACGGG
Molecule: messenger RNA, 5309 nt
Organism: Petromyzon marinus (sea lamprey)
Lineage: Eukaryota; Metazoa; Chordata; Hyperoartia; Petromyzontiformes; Petromyzontidae
Source: RefSeq, a predicted model, not a curated record